This is a messenger RNA of Orcinus orca (killer whale), 2824 nucleotides long. Its product is annotated as coiled-coil domain-containing protein 6-like. The record is from RefSeq and is a predicted model, not a curated record. NCBI's taxonomy places the organism in Eukaryota, Metazoa, Chordata, Mammalia, Artiodactyla, Delphinidae.
AUGGUGGAAAUAACAAGAGAACUAGAAGUGGAACUUGAAGAUGGGACUAAUUUGCUGCAAUCUCAUGAUCAAAGUCUUAUUUGUACCAGGACUCAGACCAACUCAACAGGUUGUCAGUACAAGUACUGGAAUGCCUCUGGCCGAGACACAACUCCACCCACCAGCAGGCCUGUUGCCCUGAAACCCCCUGAGUGCACAGCCACCCCAGGACCUGGCCCUGUCCAGCAGAGGGCCCAGGACCUGGCUCCAUACACCAGCUCUAGCCACGGGAUUUCCAGGGCCCUGCAGCCAGAGAUCGGGGACCUGACUCAGCCCACCAAUAUAGUCAUUGACCUCGGGCGGCAGCGGCAGGAGAGGCGGCAGUGGUGGGAAGUGGCUGGAGCAGGGGGCAUUGUCAUCUCACCCUUCAGCCUGCAGGAGCUCAUCAAGCACCUGGCCUCGCUACAGCAGAACAAGGUGCUCAAGGUCCAGCUGGAGACCUACAAACUCAAGUGCAAGGCACUGCAGGAGGAGAAGCGCGGCUUGCGCAAAGCCAGUGUGACCAUCCAAGCCCAGGCUGAAUGGAAAGAAGAAUUCAUCAGUAACACAUUAUUCAAGAAAAUUCAGCCUUUGCAGAAGGAGAAAGAAACCCUUGCUAUAAAUUACGAGAAGGAAGAAGAGUUCCUCACUAAUGAGCUCUCCAGAAAAUUGAUGCAGUUGCAGCAUGAGAAAGCCAAACUAGAACAGCAUAUGGAGCAGGAAUUCCAGGUCAGCAAACUGAUGAAGAAAACUAAAAAACUGGAGAACGAUACCAUUUCUAAGCAGCUUACAUUAGAACAGUUGAGACAAGAGAAGAUUGACCUCGAAAGUACUUUGGAACAGGAACAAGAAGCACGAGUGAAUCGUUUCUGGACAAGGAUGGAACUUGAAGCUGAAAAGCGAAUCCUGCAGGAGAAAUUAGACCAGCCGGUGUCUGCUCCCCCAUUGCCUAGAGACAUCUCCGUGUAGAUCGACCCUCCAGAAAACGUGAUGCGACACAUCAGGUCUUUAAAGAAUGAACUGGAGAAGCUGAAGAAGCAACUGAGUGCUGCCCAGUUACAGCAUUCCGAGAUAAUGGCGCAGUAUUUGGAGGAGGAACUUCACAUGAGGGAAGAGGACCAGAGGAAGCUGCAGAGGGAGAUGGAGAGGAGAGAGGCCCUCUGUCGACAGCUCUCAGAGAGUGAGUCCAGCUUAGAGAUGGAUGCUGAAAGGUAUUUUAAGGAGCUGUCUGCACAAGGAUUAAGACCUCACAUUGUGUGCAGCCCGAUCCCUUACACACCUUCUCCCAGUUCAAGCCGGCCGAUAUCACCCAGUCUCUCGUAUGCAAGUAACACACUUGGUUUCAUGCCACCAACUUCACUGACUAGAGCUGGAAUGUCUUAUUACAAUUCCCCAGGUCUUCAUGUGCAGCAUAUGGGAGCAUUCCAUGGUAUCACAAGGCCUUCACCGCAGAGAAGAAGUCCUGAUCAAUUCAAAUGGCCCACGCUACCUCCGUCUCACAACACACAGACCCCUGUCCAGCCACUGCCACCUCCAUCUCCACCACCCAUGCAGCCCGCAGUCCCCUCAGCAGGCACCUUGCAGCCUGCCCCCUCUCAACAGUCGGUUCACCCCUCCUCCCAGCCUUAAUGCAUGUGCUUAGUCCGAACCUCAUGUCGGCACACGUUCUUGUACAGUGGAGCCGAGCUGUCGACUCAACGCCAAAGGCUUCCUUCCCUGGAAUAUGAAUGUGACUUAUUUGCACUGAGGUUAUCUAGGCUUCACUAUUCAUUAUGUUGCAAAUGUGUGUCGGAAACGCAGCCAGUGUUGUGGAUCUACAACUCUACACGGACGACUUUUUCCUUCGGUGUUUUACUUGAAUCUACAUGUGUGCACAUUCCCUGGCUGGGACGUUGGCUGUUCGACUGUUUGGUAGUUCAGCAGCAGUGUGCAAUUUUCACCUGGCCCCAGAGCUUCGUUUUCCUGGCUUUUAGGUUGGAAAAUAAAAAGGUAUAUCUUUUUAUUUUUUUCCAUGAAUUUGCAGAAAAUUACUGAGCUGUUAUUACCCCUCCCCUCCCAUUAUAAUGGUGUUUACCAAGCAUACCAAUAAUUCAGCACUACAAUUCAGAACUUUGAAAAUCUAGCACUCAGUAUAAAAUGGGAAGUUAGAGGGAUCAGUACCAAAGACAAUGCUCAAUAGAGCUUUCUACAGAUACACUUUGUAUGGGUUAUUUUCAGUAUAUCCCAACAUCCAUGUCUCUUGUAAAACAGAUCACCUAAAGUACUGGAUCACAUGGCUAUAUCUUUUCCACAUGCAUGGGAUUGAUAAUUAUUGUAUAUCCAGGUGUGAUUUUUUCUUUAUCCUUGAUGUUAGCCUCCUCAAACUGGACCCCUCUCACGUGAGUCGAUAACUGUUGUCCUACCCACCAGUGGUUGUUAUGACUGAUUAGAAGGUGCUGUGUGAUUUCUGCCGCAGAGGACAGUGUGAUUGUAACAAAAACAGCUAUUUCCCCUUUCCAUUCUUUACUUGUGUUUCCCUAAAACAGAGUUCAAACAAAUAUUUUAAAGGUACAAAAUACUAUUAGAAAAUACUAUUUGAAAUAAACAUUAUAGGAAUAUCUUAGCAUAACGGCCACAAAAUACUUUAUUGCUGAGGACUUUAUUGCUGAGCACAAUAUCACUGAGGACUGCUUAUUUUGCCCAGUAAAAUUGAGUGCAGUGUACAGAGAAGUAUAUCUUGAAUGCAUUAUUUCUGUUCAUUUAGCACAAAUAAAUUGUUUGGUUUCACUUUAAAGUAGAAAAAUGAGUUAGAAGAUAUACAGAAAAA